This is a messenger RNA of Clupea harengus (Atlantic herring), 2294 nucleotides long. RefSeq names its product homeotic protein spalt-major-like. Gene Ontology annotation, molecular function: DNA-binding transcription factor activity, RNA polymerase II-specific. The coding region runs from base 186 to 1751 and encodes 521 amino acids. Gene Ontology annotation, biological process: regulation of transcription by RNA polymerase II. Lineage: Eukaryota; Metazoa; Chordata; Actinopteri; Clupeiformes; Clupeidae. The transcript is spliced from 4 exons. Gene Ontology annotation, cellular component: nucleus. The record is from RefSeq and is a predicted model, not a curated record.
CAUCCUGCUUUUCCACCAGGCCUCACAACCGCAGAGGAAGAGGAGCCGUGUUUAUUGUUGAUUGUGCCAUGCCAUCGUAGGGUUUUUCGCGUAAUAAACCAUCUUAAUUUAUAUUACAAGGAUAUAUGUAUGUGUUUUUUGGACGAGGGUGAUAUUUAUUUUUGGUACAUUAACCAGCGACUAAAAUGACUGACGUUAAUUGUGGGUCUUUACAGACCCAGUUGGGUGCUAUAAUGGAAGUCUUAGCAAAGGCUGCUAUCACAGAAAUAAUACAACUUUUUGACGACAGCUAUGCAGUGUUGCGCCUUGAGAUUUCCCGACAUCAAAACGAUAAUGUGGAGCUUAAAAGGAAAUUGCAAGAGGCGAAAGAAGAACUAAGGACUGUACAAAUACGAAUUGAAGCAGAUGACCUGGCAGGACAGGACUGGAGCCCACUGAGAGGUGGGGUGGGGGGGGCAGCAAGAUGCAGCAGCCCUGAACAGCCACUGAGUGCUGAGGACAAGUGUUCGAGCACCCAGGGGCAGGAGUCAGACUUAAUGCAGAUCAAAGAGGAAAGGCUUGAGGAUGACCUGUGGAACCAAGGAUUAGAGCCCAUGAAAUAUGAGACUACCACUGCCGGCAACUCACAUUUCAACCGGCGGCUCUACACAGAUCGCUCAAGUUCGCAACGCAAUCCAGAAUCAACCCCGGGACCAAAGCAUCCAUCCUUCACAUUCACCCAGGACCCCUCUACACACAUGUCAUGCAUACCAGACAUCAACUCGCAUCUCACACAAACCAGCAUCUCAAAUACACAUCUUGCAUACCCACAAAGUUCAAACACGUAUCCACCUGACCCACCCGCACACUUCACAGACAUGCAUGGACCGCAGGGAGACCUCAAACAUGCACAGGGCACCAGCAGAGCCCUCACGCACGCACAGGACUGUCACACUCCCGUCACCACACACGUGCCGGAGGCGUUGGAGUUCGGCGAGCUGAGGCUGAAGGCUGAGCGGCGGGAGGAGGAGCAGGCGGCCCUGGGCCACCAGGAGACGCGAGGGGAGCGUGGACGGGAGAAACAGACCGACGGCCGGCCAGCGGACCAGGAGGACGCUCAGCUGUGGGGUCCCCUCACAGAAGAGGAGGAGGAGGAGGAGGAGGAACACGACAGCGAUACGAACCACAGCUUUGACGAGCUGCUCUAUGGGAUGGAGCAGUACUCCCAUGUGCAUGGAGACGAGCUGCACCUAGACACGUCGCAGACGCCUCCUUCCAUGCACGACACCAGCGUGGAGGUGUUCGGGGCCGACAUGGCCGUGACGCAGUCUCAGCUCCUGCAGAGGACGGCUCAUCAGGGACACAUGCAGGCGAGACGCACGGCGCCCCCUACGGGCUCACAGUUCCACCCACACGUGCCCUCGCACGAGCUGCCCCCCCACAUCUGCAGCAUCUGCAAGAAAGACUUCACCAGCUUGCCUUACCUGCGCAAACACCUGCGCAGCCACUCCGGCGAGAGGCCCUUCACCUGUUCCAUCUGCUACAAGCACUUCCUGUGCUCCUCGCACCUGACCAUCCACCUGCGCACGCACACGGGCGAGCGGCCGUACGCCUGCAGCACCUGCGGGAAGAGGUUCACCCAGCAGAGCAGCCUGAAGACGCACCAGAGCGUCCACAGCGGCCUGCGGCCGUACAGCUGCUCCUACUGCGGCAAGAACUACACCCUCAUGCACCACCUCAAGAGACACAUGGGCACACACGAGAAGUGCUGAAGACUACACACACACACACACACACACACACACACACACACACACACACACACACACACACACCCUCAUGCACCACCUCAAGAGACACAUGGGCACACACGAGAAGUGCUGAAGACUACACUGACAUGCAUACACACACACACACACACACACACACACACACACACACACACACACACUCUGUUCAGGGAGUGUUUCCUAUGGAAGGACUAUAUGCCAUCACUGUUUACUUCAUCGGUUUAGUAAUCAAGGAAUUUCUUUUACUCCUUCUGUCAGAAUGAAUUGCACAUCAAUAACUGCAUUUCAAUCAGGCAGAUGGAUCACAUGAAUCGUUACUGGACUGGAAAUACCAGUAUAUACACCACAACAUUUCUGAAAUGAUUCUUGGACCGGCCUGAGUUUUUAACACAUUUUAACCACUGACAUUGCCUACGUGCUCCUGUAGGCCUCCUGGUCUGAUACCCAGGGCAGGGACAUACAAAUGAAAAUGUAAACGCUGUACUGUAAGUGACUUGAGAUGUAUAUAUAUAUAAAUAUAAGACA